Molecule: messenger RNA, 327 nt
Organism: Blepharisma stoltei
Lineage: Eukaryota; Ciliophora; Heterotrichea; Heterotrichida; Blepharismidae
Source: the annotation of a GenBank genome assembly
AUGAGAUACGCAUUUGUUCUAGCACUAUUGAUUAUUUCACUUAUUCGUGGAGAGAGUGAACUGGAUACAUUUCUGUCAGAUAAUAUAGAAGAAGAAAAUAGUAUAGAUGCUAUUAUUAGCCAGCUUGAAAUAGUAAAUAACUAUUCCUCUGGAGAUUCAAUAUUUUUAACUGUUUUGGGAUCAGAUGAAGAUGAAGAAAUCAAAACAGGAGAUGAGCUAGGAAUAAGAGCAGGUGGCGAACCACCUCUAAAAACAGGUGAAAAGGCUGGCAAUACAAUUGUCGCGUCCACCAAAAUGAGAUUUAAAAUUCCAGAUAUGAACGCCUAA